GUUAAAGUGUAGCAGGAGGCCGGUUCUCUCUCUGCAGCUAACCAGGAGCUAGCUCUCCUUUAGCUCGGUGUUUGCGGCUGCUGACCUUGUGGUGCAGCUAAUGUGGUAGCUUCGGUCUGACUCUAUUAUAAUGUGCAUGUGUCUGGCAUGAUGUUUAUAUUAUAAUUAUAAUAACUCAGGAAGGAGGAUUAAUUAUAAGAUGAAUGCAGCUCGAGGUUGAGACUUUUCACGCUUUCUGUGUCUCUAAUUUAAAUGUUUGUCUCUGUUUGUUUGUUGUUGGUGGUAGUGAUUGUGCAGCUUUUUACUAUCUGAGAUGUAGUAUUGUGUUAAUUAUUGGUCAAUAUCGGCUUCAAAAUGUAAUAUUAGUGUCUAUACGUUAAAAGGAAAGCUUCAGAGGUUUUUAAAAGGUAAUGUGUGUGUUAGGUUUAGUCUAGAGCCAUCUAGUGGUGAGGCUGUGUACUACACCUUCUAAAGCCUGUAAGAUUAAUUUAGUAGUUGCCUUUUAUUUAUGCUCGAGAUAUCAUUGAGGGUGACCCUUAAUUUCCUUGGAAAUUAAUAAAGUAUCUAUUUACAAUGACAGAAAAGGAAAAUAACAGGGGGAAAAAUAAUACAUUCAUAAUUAAAAAUAGGAAAUCCAAACAUAAGUUAAAAUACAGAAAAUAAUAAGCCACUAGUAGUUGUUGGGAUGUUUUUAAAAACUCAAAUAAAAAAACAAACAAACAAACACUACAAAGGUGUUUAAUUUUAAGGAGGUGCUGCAUUUUUAUUCUACGAGUCAGGUGGUGCGCUAAAGCUAAAAGCAGUUUUGCUGAGCUCAGAUUGAACUUGUUGGGCAUUAAUUUAAAGCUGGUCAGUAGAGUAGGUUUGGUUAAAGUCCAUCUGGGUGACAGAGCAGUUGUUAAAGGUAGUGAGGUAAUUUUCUUAUACGUGCUUUUAUAGAUAAAGGGAUACCAGUGAGUAUCACGACUGUCUUGGAGAGAGGACAUUACUAUAUAAAAUCCAAUGAUAUGUAAGUGUGCAAAUCACACAUCUGGGGGGGAAAAGGGUGCUGAACCAAAAAACUAAAUCUGAUGAUGACAGAGAAUGACAGUGUGCAGGCUGCAGCUCCCAAUGCAGGUAUAAUUUAAUGGGAUUUCAACAUAUCCUAUUAAAUUAUACCUGCGUGGCAGCUACAGCGUGUGCACUUUUUCCUGUUUGUAUACUGACCAUUAGAUUCCUUCAUAAUGUGCUUAAAUUAGAUUAGAUUUAACUCUAUUGUCAUUGCACAUAGUCUGCUUGUACUGAGAAAAUGCAGUCUAGCAUCUGACUAGAAGUGCAAAAACAAGCUGUAAACUGCAGUGUAAUCGGAUACUAGAUACUGGAACAUAUUCUUUACAUUUCCCACGCUAUAUUUAUAUUCUGGGGCUCUACUGGAACAUCUUUGCAUGAUUUCUAGUUUAAAAUUCCUUAUUUAUCUUCUAUUGGUCCAUUAUGCAGCCCCUCAGUUCAGCCUCUGUCUGAAACAGGCCUUUUUAGCUCCUGCCUCUUUAACAUGAUUGUAAAAUAACUUUAAAAUCACAUCUGUUAAAGUUUUAGAGUGAUCAAUCAGCAUAUAUAAUUGGGUAAAAAGCCGAUAUUGGUUUCAGUAUUGACUACAUCAGCGCAUCUUUGUGCUUAUUUAACAGUGAAGGCCACAGCAGCAUGUCUUGUCUGUGCUGUGGUGUCACUGACAGCAGGGUUCCUACAUGUCUUGAACUUUAAAACAGAAUAAGUCUGUUUUUAAAGUUUUUAGGCAUCAUUCUUUAAACUUAAACCUCUUUUUUAAGUCAUGAAUUGUGAUGAAGGGACCCUGUUGAGUGUUUUACGGCUUCAUGUUGAACGAGCUUUCAUUCUCUCCUUCCUGCUUCCUCUCCCUCUUUAAAUUCACUCACACACAAACACACACAAAAAUCCCUAUUUAUUUCUUGCUUUUCUCCUUCCUCUCCUCUCCUCUCCCCACUCCUCCUCCUACUCCUUCUCCUCGCCUGAACCCUAGGGAGCCCAAACAGUGUCCGAGGUAAGCCGAUCUGCUGAUGUUUGUCUGUAGGCUCGGUCCUACGCUUCCUUCCUUUUGCAGCGACGCCUCCAAACUGGGCAAAAUUAAAAUAAAGGACAACAAAUUAUGAUUUUUAUCCUCUUUCUUGCAGUGUAAUCACUCCAUUUAUAUAAUUUGGAUGGAUUGCCCCCGAUGAGAGAGGAGCUGCAUCUCUGCUAAACUGCCAUUUUAUUAAAAUUAGGCAUUUAAUUUAAUUUGAUUUAACAGCAUCCAUUUCAAACUUCAAAUGUCUUGAUUUUUUUAUUUUCUUUACACGCUUAAUGAAUUAAUUGAAUCAUCUGCUGCUCUGUUGUAGCAUGUUUUAAACUCCUGGGUGAGAAAAUGUUACAGAUAGUUUACGAUGGCACAACAUUUAGAUGCUGUUUUUACUCUGCAAUCAACAAUAGUCAGAGAUGGUAUUUAAACCGUCACAGUAUAACGAGUCAACGUAAGAAGCUAAAGUAACAGAAAAAUAGCUUUGGAGGAUAAUAGUGUCGUCCUACACCCAUAAACAAUUAACACAAUUUACAUAAUUUGUCAAAACCUACUUUGAAAAAAAUGUUUUUAUGAUAUGUCCUGCUCAAUAUUGACAACAUGCUUUAAAAUGUAGGAAUGCUCCAAAUUAUUAUAAGUUUGACAUUUUCAGGAGCAUUCAGUCUUACUUUUGGUAAAAAUGAUGCAAAUGUCAUUUCAAAUUACAUAAAACCAACAAAAAUACAAAAUGUACAUUUUAACAAACCUGAUGCUGCUUUUAAAACUAUUUAACAUAUUUUUGAAUUGCUCAUCUUGCCAACCUUUAUUUGAGACUUAUGACUUGAACAGCUAAGAAAUGAUCAGAAUCAACUUCUGAUUAAUUAAUAAAAAAUUUCAGAGCAAUUUGAAAUCUAAAUGUUGUGCCACUCUUGAAGUAUCAGAUUAAAUCUAGACACUGUUGGGCUGAUUUAGUCUCCAUGUUCCCCCAGUGUGUGUUUUUAAUUCUCCUUUGUUUUAGCCUCUAGAAGCUUCUUGUCAUCAUGUUUGUGUCCCAUUCUUCAUUUAGUUGCUGCUUCUGCUGUUUUUCACCUGUAGACGUGUCCUCACCGUAGCCUCUGUAGAGCUCCUCUGGCUGUGCUCUGGUCUGAUUGGUUGGCUCCUGUGUUCCCCAGUUGCUGAUUGACCUGUCAGAGGUGCCAGAGUCGUGGUUUCCCGCUCAUACGCGGACUUUACGCCUGCGAUGACAUUUGACAUCAAGAAAUGUGACGUGCACCGUCUGGAGGAGGGUCCUCCGUUGAAGGCGGAGCUGACGCGGGAGCAGGGCCUGCAGUACUACCGCACCAUGCAGACCAUCAGGCGCAUGGAGCUCAAAGCCGACCAGCUCUACAAACAGAAGAUCAUCAGAGGCUUCUGCCACUUGUAUGACGGACAGGAAGCGUGUGCCAUGGGCAUUGAGGCUGCCAUCAACCCGACUGAUCACCUGAUCACAGCGUACCGCGCACACGGUUACACCUACACCCGCGGAGUAGCGGUCAAAGAGAUCCUGGCCGAGCUCACAGGUCGUAAAGGCGGCGUGGCCAAAGGGAAAGGAGGAUCCAUGCACAUGUACGCUCCUCACUUCUAUGGAGGGAACGGCAUUGUGGGAGCUCAGGUUCCUCUAGGAGCCGGCAUCGCUCUGGCCUGUCAGUACCAAGGUAACAACCAGCUGUGUGUCACACUGUACGGAGACGGAGCAGCCAAUCAGGGUCAGCUGUUUGAGUCCUUCAACAUGGCCGCCCUGUGGAAGCUGCCGUGCAUCUUCAUCUGCGAGAACAACAAAUACGGCAUGGGGACGUCUGUGGAGCGAGCGGCAGCCAGCACCGACUACUACAAGAGAGGAGACUACAUCCCAGGACUCAGAGUGGACGGGAUGGACAUCCUUUGUGUCCGAGAGGCCACCAAGUUCGCUGCAGACCACUGCAGGUCUGGAAAGGGUCCCAUCGUGAUGGAGCUGCAGACUUAUCGUUACCAUGGACACAGCAUGAGCGACCCAGGAGUCAGCUACCGCACUCGUGAGGAGAUCCAGGAGGUGCGAAGCAAGAGUGACCCCAUUUCUCUGUUGAAGGAGCGCAUGCUCAGCAACAACAUGGCGUCUGUGGAGGAGCUCAAGGAAAUCGACGUGGCGAUCCGUAAGGAAGUAGAGGAGGCGACUCAGUACGCGACAUCGGAUCCUGAGCCGCCGCUGGAUGACUUGUGCAACCACAUCUUCGCCAACAGCCCACCGCUGGAGGUCCGCGGAACAAACCCCUGGGUCAAGCUGAAGUCUACCAGCUAGACUCACACCUCAAGAGUCCCAAACACUGACCCUCUAAAAGGUAGAAUCCUCCCCCCCAAAAUACUGAGGCUCCUUCACUUUGCACCCUGUCUGUUAAUCGGCACCUUUCUCUCCGCCUCGACUGUAGCUCAGCAUCAUUCCGCACCUUACUGGGACUCGGCUCGGACCUGAAACCUGUCAGUAUUAUCUAUUGUUUUAUAGAGAUAUAUAUUUAAGAGUUAUUGUAUUAUUAUUUCUGUCUGUUUCUGCUCCAUCCUGCCACAUUUCUAACCAGUUAGUCAUCUUGAUUUUACAUUUACUGGUUUUAAAUAACGGCAAGGAGGCACAAAAAAAUACGCACAAGACUUUCCACUUUAUUCUUUCCACAUCUGUUGAAAUGAAAAAAAUGUCCUCAAAUGUUUAAUGCAGCAUCUCGUUACUGAUUUUAACCUUUUUAAACAUUCAGAAAAAGAUGGAAGAAUACUUACAAAAGCUUCCAAGAAACAAUUUCCAACCUGAAAAAUGUGACAAUGAACAUUUUUACAGUGUCAGUUUUCAAACACUAAGUCUUUUUAACCAUGUCAGACCUCUUUUUGUUUUUUUAGUAAAUCAGGAAAAGGAUUUUAGUAGGUUUACUGUCAGUGAGCGAGGUGUGAGGAAGAGGAGAUGCACUACAGGGGACAAGAUGAGCAAAACAAUUAUUUAAAAAGAUCUAUAUGUAUUUAUUGAGUUUUGAGGGAUUUUACUAUGUGAAGUUUUCAGCAGCAAAUCAAAGUUAUAAAGUAAAAUAUUUCACAUGAAACUGAUGUUUUUAACCAGAGCUACUAAACAGCUACUUCAUUUUCCCAUUCUGUCACACUGGAGCACUUAAAUAUCCCAAAAUGAUCUCACAGCUGCUUCUCUUUCCCGAAGAGACAAACCAUGAAUCUUGUUGGUUGGUAGGAAGCUUUAAACUGUGUGGAUAAAUAUAAAUACGCUAUGAUGUGUAAUAAUGAGACUAACACACAUUUAGUCUGUGUGGUUUGAAGGAUGUUCAUAUGUGGCUGCUUCUAUAUGAAGAUGCACUUACAGCUCAGGGCCAGCUUUCUUGUUAAGUUACACAAUUGGGAACAUUUGAAGGGGAAAACAUACCGUAGUACGAUAUACCUCUUUUCUUUAUUAAAAGAACUUACUGUUACUGCCCAUUAACUUUAUAAAGGUGUGGAAGUUUUACCCUGUUUAUGUGAGAUUGAUGGCUGUAUAAUAAAAGCUUAAAGAACAUGUGGACAUCAAA
This is a messenger RNA of Scomber scombrus (Atlantic mackerel), 5592 nucleotides long. It is a transcript of the gene pdha1b, whose product is annotated as pyruvate dehydrogenase E1 subunit alpha 1b. The transcript is spliced from 11 exons. Gene Ontology annotation, biological process: pyruvate decarboxylation to acetyl-CoA. The record is from RefSeq and is a predicted model, not a curated record. Bases 3267 to 4340 code for a protein of 357 amino acids. Gene Ontology annotation, cellular component: intracellular membrane-bounded organelle. NCBI's taxonomy places the organism in Eukaryota, Metazoa, Chordata, Actinopteri, Scombriformes, Scombridae. Gene Ontology annotation, molecular function: pyruvate dehydrogenase (acetyl-transferring) activity.